Molecule: messenger RNA, 1878 nt
Organism: Portunus trituberculatus (swimming crab)
Lineage: Eukaryota; Metazoa; Arthropoda; Malacostraca; Decapoda; Portunidae
Gene: VAChT
Product: vesicular acetylcholine transporter-like
Exons: 2
Coding region: 1-1878 (625 amino acids)
Biological process (GO): chemical synaptic transmission; transmembrane transport
Cellular component (GO): AP-2 adaptor complex; terminal bouton; AP-1 adaptor complex
Molecular function (GO): acetylcholine transmembrane transporter activity
Source: RefSeq, a predicted model, not a curated record
AUGCCGGUGCCAGACUCCGUGAGGAACCUGGUGGUGCCAGGCGUAAACCUGAGCCUGCAGGAGAUCUGGGACGCGCUGUACGAAUGCAUGAAGGAGCCGCGCGUGCAGCGGAAAAUUGUGCUGGUGAUCGUGAGCAUCGCGCUGCUGCUGGACAACAUGCUGUACAUGGUGAUCGUGCCCAUCAUCCCGGACUACUUGCGCAAGAUAGGCGCAUGGCACACGCACAAAGAGGGCGGCAACGUGGUGCACUACAACGAGACGCACAUCACCUACAAGACCAACGAGACGGGCAACUACACCAUCACUGACCUCAUCGACAAGACCAAAUGGAUCAACCAAGUCACCAAGUAUGAGAACGAGGACGAGGCCAUCGGCGUGCUGUUCGCCUCCAAAGCGCUCAUCCAACUGAUGGUGAACCCCAUCUCCGGCACCGUCAUCGACAGGGUCGGCUACGACAUUCCCAUGACCUUCGGCCUCAUCAUCAUGUUUUUCUCCACUGCGAUCUUCGCCUGUGGCCGCUCCUACGGCGUGCUGUUCUUCGCCCGCAGCCUGCAGGGCGUAGGCUCCGCCUUCGCCGACACCUCAGGCCUCGCUAUGAUCGCCGACACCUAUACGGAGGAGUCUGAGCGCACCAAGGCGCUGGGCAUCGCGCUGGCCUUCAUAUCCUUUGGUUGUCUGGUAGCGCCGCCCUUCGGUGGCACGCUGUACCAGCUGGCCGGGAAGGAAGUACCCUUCAUCAUCCUGGCCUUCGUGUCGCUGUUCGAUGCCUUGAUGCUGCGCCUGGUAAUGCGGCCCAUCAAGGACCAGAAGAAGGAGACAGGCAAGGAGCAUCUGAAGGGCACACCCAUCUACAGGCUGUUCAUGGACCCGUACAUCCUGUGCUGCGCCGGGGCGCUCAUGAUGUCCAACGUGUCGUUGGCCUUCCUGGAGCCUACCAUCAGCGUGUGGAUGAUGGACAGGAUGGACGUGGAAGAGUGGCAGCAGGGCAUGAUCUGGCUGCCCUCCUUCUUCCCCCACGUGGCGGGCGUCGUGCUCACCGUCAAGCUGUCCCAGAAGUACCCUAACUACCAGUGGUUCAUGGCGGCGUGCGGCCUGGCACUGGAGGGCGUCAGCUGCUUCUUCCUGCCCUUCGCCAACAACUAUUGGGUGGUGAUGAUGCCCAUCUGUACGAUAUGCUUCGGUAUCGCGCUCAUCGACACAGCGUUGCUGCCCACACUGGGCUACCUGGUGGACACGCGCUACGUCAGCGUGUACGGCUCCAUCUACGCGAUAGCAGACAUCUCGUACUCCUUCGCCUAUGCCUUCGGGCCGAUGAUCGCCGGUAGCUUAGUCACCACCAUCGGCUUUUCUGCCCUCAAUCUGGGUAUCGCUUUCUCCAACCUGGCGUACUGCCCCAUCCUCUACUCCCUCAGGCACGUGUACGACUACAAGCCCUUCGAGGAGGAGACGCUCGAGCAGCUCAACAUUAACGUGGGCGACCCUCCCACCGGGGACUUCAAGACGUACACCAUGCAGGAGGGCCAGCAAGUCCCUGGGGAGGGUGUAGACUACAGCAAGCUGUCUGGCGGCGCGCCUCAGGACUCCCAGGGAACCUACGAGGCCAUGGAGAUGCAGGUGACAGACUACAACAACCAGGGUGCCAACGGCCACGUCAGCGGCGAGAACAGGACGAUCACCCAGCGUCAGGUGGACUACAACCCCUUCAGGCAGCAGCAGCAGCAGCAGCAGCCGCAGCAGGGCAGCUUCCACUAUGACCAGCCGCAGGAAGCUGUCGAGUGUGGGUUCCGCACGCCACCCACCACCCACGGCCUCGACUGCCCCGAGGUGGUGCGGCGGCGCGCGCACCGCGGCAACGACCACAAUGAUGAUGAUUACUGA